UGGCGGCCAGAGCAGGGCUUUUGAAACUUGUUAGUCGAUAUCAAGUCCUGAAAGCUUUACCAGUCUCCUUGACCGCCUUGAUCCACGCACAUCUAAAAAUCAAGCUCCAUUAUGUGGUGAAUUUCCCUUACCCUUUUAUAAAAUGAGUAAGCUGUGAGGGACAACAGUAGAAAAGUAACAUGGCGAUGACAGAAGAAGAACGACACCAAAAAGAAAUCUACGAUGUGGCGAAUGCCUGCGUCGACGAAGUAAUUCUUGAAGCGACACAACAGGUCCAAGCUCGAAAGGAAAGCGCUGUUGAUCCAAGUGAUGGAUUAAGUGGACUUGCUGCGGGCAUCCUGAAAAGAGGGACAAGGUGGCAGAACAGAGCGAGAACGGUUGUUACGCGUAUACUUACGCAAUUGCGUAUUUGUAAAUAAGGAACGAAACGGGACCCGAAUCCCUAAGCUCCUUUUGAAAGGUUCCAUGGAGGAUCCUUUGAAUUGCAAAAUUUCGAAAAAUAUUUUGUUCUAAGUUAGUACAUUUUAAGUGCCAUCUUGCUCAGUGUUUUGACACUGAUAUGAUUUCUGUAAUAUUCGGUUCAUCCAGACCAAUUUCAAAUUCAGAUUUGUAAGAAAAAAAAGUCUCUGGACUUCUUUUAAAAUGAUAUCGUGACAUAUCAACCGAUCAAAGAUAAAGUGUGAUUUUGCACAAACGACCCUGACAUCAAUUUGUGUAAAAUCAUGAGGAUGUCACUUUCAUUCUUUCGACCCUUUUAUGUGUACUUGGCUAUCAUCAAAUAACCUUAAAUUUAAAAAAAUUGUACAAAAAUAGGUAUGAUUUAUUACAAUUAAAUAAAACUACAUAUUACAAAUUUUUAAUUGCAAUUUCUUAAAACGAUUCUGUGGUUUAAAACAAAACAGUCAAUUGUUGUCAAUUAAGUUAUUUAAUAUGCCUUGAACAGAUUAAAUAAAUAGUAAUUUACUACAAAAUUUACAAAAUUUGUAAUAAAAAAUAGCCCAAACUGUAAUUUUUGUGGCUUUAUUUUCGACCUAUAUAGGAAAUGAUGUAGCCAAUAUCUUUAUGACACCCUUUGAGUGUGUUAUUUAUUCGGAUAGCAUAAGUUAAUAUCAAUAAUAGAACAAAUUGAAAAUUGUACUCUUUAGAUUGUAUAUCGUUGUGUUCAAGUGCGCGAACUUUCAUUGAGGUAAAAUGUAAGCUAUGUGUAACACGGUGUUGUGAACAAAUAUUUGAUUUUUUGUUUUGAACCGUAACUGUGAUGUGUAUAUUGUUGUUACUAUUGCUGUUGUGAAAUAAGUCAUCUUAUAUUCCAAACCGAAAAUGUCUCCGUUUCAUGUGGCUAGUCAAUAAUCAGUCAAUUUCCGGCAAAAUAUUUUUGCUCAUAAUUUAGAUUUUUAUGUCAAUAUAACGAACUCUUAUAUCAAUUGUAAGUUUAUUUGGAACGGCAGAUUAAAUAUAUUCCGAGAUUUUUUUAAAAUCUAUAAUGUAUUUUCAAGUAAUAUUCAAAGGGAUCAAAUUUUAUUAUAAAAUGUCAUAUUUUCUGAAUUAAACUCUUAUACGGUGACAAUCCCUAAUAUAGUCUAAGCUAAUCUGUAAUAUAUAUAUAUAUUUAAUUCAUUCGUUCUAUAUUUUUAAAAAAACCUUUCAUGAACGUUUAGAAGAAAAAAAUUAACCCCACCCACAUUGGAAUACAACCUUAAUUUUACAAUAAUAAAAUUUUAUUUGUAA
Molecule: messenger RNA, 1728 nt
Organism: Cimex lectularius (bed bug)
Lineage: Eukaryota; Metazoa; Arthropoda; Insecta; Hemiptera; Cimicidae
Exons: 4
Coding region: 180-419 (79 amino acids)
Source: RefSeq, a predicted model, not a curated record